Pyrenophora tritici-repentis Pt-1C-BFP is the source of this 1254-nucleotide messenger RNA. Its product is annotated as RPN5, 26S proteasome regulatory complex component. Gene Ontology annotation, cellular component: cytosol; COP9 signalosome. Lineage: Eukaryota; Fungi; Ascomycota; Dothideomycetes; Pleosporales; Pleosporaceae. The record is from RefSeq and is a predicted model, not a curated record.
AUGGCCUCCGAAGCUGUCACUACCGCUUUACAGCAAAUCGAGGUUGCAUCAGUCAGCGAAAAGCCCUCGCAGUACACUACACUGCUUCAGCAAAUUGUAGAAUCAUCCAAUAAUGUCGCCGCCGACCUCAACCUAUACGUACAAACCCUCCUCGACGACUCGCUGGGCAUUGUUGUGCUCCGACCACUUCUCGCUGCCUUUGUAGACGCAUUUCGAACCAUCCAAGACGCAGACUCCAAGAUCGAAAUUGGCGAAAAGGUCCUCGCACUUUUACAAUCCAAGGGCGCAGGUCAAUACGAAGAGCAAGACACACAGAUCAAGCAUGUUCUGGCAGACGCAUUCGAGCAGAACGAGGACUACCGGCGGUCCGCCCAAACACUCUCCCACAUCAAUCUAGAGUCAACACAAAAGUCCAUUUCUGCCGACGAAAAGGCAAAGGUUUGGAUUCGGAUAGUGCGAUGCUAUCUCGAAAAGGACGAUCCAACCAGCGCUUCCGUACAUCUGAACAAGAUCAAGAACAUUCUGUUUAGUGUACAGGACAAGGAGACCAAGGUCAUGUUCCAGCUCAGCCAAGCUCGCAUUCUUGAUUCACAACGCCACUUCCUCGACGCCGCACAAGCAUACUACGGCAUAAGUAAUGAGCCCCUGGUCGACACCGAGGAACGAGAGAGGUUUCUUGGCAGGGCAAUCAUUUGCACUGUCCUGGCUCCUGCCGGUCCACAGCGAGGAAAGAUGUUGGCCAAGCUAUACAAGGAUGACCGGGCUAGCUCCGCGGAUGACUAUGCCAUUCUGGAGAAGAUCUUUCUCAAUCGCCUGCUUACGCCCGCCGAGAUCAAAGCUUUCUCCUCCAAGCUCGAUGCUCACCACCUCGCCAAGUCCGCUGACGGUCUUACCGUGUUAGACAAGGCCGUUCUCGAACACAAUUUGCUCGGUGCAUCGAAACUAUACAACAACAUUGGCUUUGACCAGCUCGGUGAGCUCUUGGGUAUUGAUGCGGAGAAGGCGGAAGACUACGCGGCAAAGAUGUUGGAGCAGGGUCGUCUUGCAGGAUACAUUGACCAGAUCGAUCGCUAUGUUUUUUUCGAGGGCGAGGCCAGCGGGGAACGAAAGACGGGCCAUGCAGAGCGUGUGGUUGGAAAGGAGCUACGGAAGUGGGACGCAAAUGUCACUGGAUUGGCAGAGGAGGUGGAGAAGGUCACUUCGAUGAUCCAGAAUCAGUACCCAGAUUUUUACGCUUCACAGGCGGUGCACUAG